Daktulosphaira vitifoliae (grape phylloxera) is the source of this 1519-nucleotide messenger RNA. Its product is annotated as protein GVQW3-like. Bases 33 to 563 code for a protein of 176 amino acids. Gene Ontology annotation, molecular function: nucleic acid binding. The transcript has a single exon. Lineage: Eukaryota; Metazoa; Arthropoda; Insecta; Hemiptera; Phylloxeridae. The record is from RefSeq and is a predicted model, not a curated record.
UAUUAGUGCAAAGUCGACUAUACUGCCGAAAAAUGUUAGAUAUGAAAAUCGAACAACGUGUUAACAUUAAAUUUCUUGUUAAAUUAAAAAAAACUGCCGCAGAAUCAUUUCGUAUGUUAUGUAAAGUUUAUAGUGAAGAAUGUUUAUCAAGAGCUUGCGUUUUUGAAUGGCACAAACGGUUUUGCAAUGGAAGAGAGGACGUGGAAGACGAUGAUCAUUCUGGACGUCCUACCACAUGUUCAACAAACGAAAAAGUUAAAAAAAUCGACAAAAUUAUUCGGCAAGAUCGUCGAUUAAGUGUUAGAGCUGUAGCAGAGAUGGUAAAUAUUGAUGGAGACAGUGUUCGUAAAAUUUUAGUUGAAAAUUUAAAUAUAAAAAAAUUGUAUGCUAAAAUGGACCCUAAAAAUUUGACGAUUGAUCAAAAAUUCAAUCGCAAAGAAAUUUGUUCUGACACCUUAAAAAUUAUCAAAAAUUAUCCAUCUUUUAUAAAUAAUAUCAUUACAUGUGAUGAAACGUGGAUUUUUACAUAUGAUCCUGAAACUAAAAGGCAAUCUAUGCAUUAGAAGACAUCAACUUCCCCAAGAAUGAAGAAAGCACGAAUGAGCAAGUCCAAAUUCAAAGCAAUGCUCAUUGUUUUCUUUGACAUUAAGGGAAUAAUUUUUGUUGAAUGGGUUCCUAAUGGGCAAACUGUCAACCAAUGUUAUUAUAAAGAUGUAUUAAUUAAAUUAAGAGAACGUGUUAGAAAAAAGCGACCAGAUCUGUAGAAGGAUGGCUGGGUUCUUCACCAAAACAAUACUCCAGCUCACAGUACAUUUUCAAUUCAAAGUUUUUUAACUGAAAAAAAUAUUUCUAUACUUCAAUAUCCCCCCUACUUGCCAGACCUUGCUCCUUGUGACUUCUUCUUAUUCCCAAAAAUUAAAAGUUUUUUAAAAGGAACCCAUUUUCAAACGGUUGAUGACGUAAAAAUGAAAACGGCAGAACUUCUAAAAGGGCUAACUGAAAGCGAUUGGCAAUAUUGUUUUCAAGAAUGGCAGCGACGUAUGCAACAGUGUGUUGAUGCUGAGGGAAGGUACUUUGAAGGUGACAAUCAUUAAAUUGUAAAAUUUUUAAAAUAAAUAACUUUUAUUAAAAAAGUCUCGUUAUUUUAUUGUCACACCUCGUACAGUGACACUUAUAAUUGACUUUACGACUUUAAUGAGUUGAUACUUAAUUAAUAUAACAGAUUCAGUGAAAAAAUUAACAAAAGAUUCAGUGAAAGUGAUUCAGUAGAGAGUCGUCCAGGUUUGACCCUAUGAACUAUAUGACUCUUGAACGAGUAGUUGACUACUACUGGCGCGUCGCCUCAGGUGCAGGCGGCCGCCGUAGACCCAAUAAAUUGAAAAGGGCUGAGCAAACAUCAAAUGUUCUAGAAGGACUAGAUGCUUGCCUGGUUAAUACUUUAUAUACAAGACAAAAUAGGGUUCCGUUCCCAUGAUUAAUAUAUACUAUUAAAUUUCACAAUUAUAAUUAAGCAGCAAAA